UGUUUCUGCUGGACCGAUUUGGUUGGGUUUUUAAUUUCAUUGCGGGCAGGCUGGAGUGGUAUGACGGAGAGCGGAGCGGAGAGCGAGCUGCGAGGGAAUGGCAGUGUUCGCAAGGGCUGUGAUCCCUUUGCACAGACUCAGCGGAGCAAGCUGCAGCACCGCCGAGCUCGGAUUAACCAGCAAAUUAACAAGGAGAUGAGAAUGCGAGCAGGAGCUGAAAAUCUACUGCGAGCUACAACUAACAACAAGGUGAAGGAAAAUGUGGCUCUGGAAUUGAGUUUUGUGAACUCCAACUUGCAGCUCUUGAAGGAGGAACUAGAGGAACUGAACAGCUCAGUGGAAGUUUAUCAGAAUGGAAAUGAGUCUGUUAGUGUUCCCAUGAUUCCACUGGGCCUGAAGGAGACAAAAGAAGUUGAAUUGACGAUACCUCUGAAGGAUAUUAUUGAAGAACACUACAAUGAAGCAGCCUGCAAGUACGAAAAGGAACUGAAGGAACUUAUGGAUCUCAGGCAGGCAAUGCGAACUCCAACCAGGAAUGAAGCUGGGAUUGAGCUUCUAAUGGAAUACUACAACCAGCUUUACUUCAUUGAUAACCGUUUUUUCCCACCCAAUAAAAACAUGGGUAUCUUUUUUCAUUGGUAUGACUCUUUGACUGGCGUUCCUUCCUACCAGCGGGCCCUGGCAUUUGAAAAGGGAAGCAUACUCUUCAACAUUGGUGCACUCUAUACGCAGAUUGGUGCACGGCAGGACCGGACCACCACGGAGGGCAUCGAUCAUGCCAUUGACGCCUUCCAAAAGGCUGCAGGUGCAUUGAACUACUUGAAAGAAAACUUCUCUAAUGCACCAAGCCUUGACAUGAGCACGCCAUCCCUCAACAUGCUGGUGCGUCUGAUGAUCGCACAAGUACAGGAAUGCGUCUUUGAAAAAGUGAUGGUGGCAGGAGUUAAGGACGAGUUCUUAAUGCAGCUACAGAGUGCACAGGAAGCUGCAAGGGUGGCAGAUGUGUACUCCUUGGUCUAUCAGACAAUGACACAACCCCCAGUGAAAAACUACGUUCCGUUCUCUUGGACAACCCUGGUUCAGGUCAAAUCCGAGUAUUUCAAAGCAGUUUCUCACUAUUUUGCAGCAGUUGCACUGUGUGACCAUAUGAUGGGUCCUGACGAUGAAGAAAGUGAACAAGUAAAGGCCCUUCAGCAACUACAUGUGACAAUGCCGGAGGGUCCCUCGUUAAUCACAGUACUGAAAGAUAAAGAAGAGCGACGUAAAUUAGGGAAGGCUCAUUUGAAAAAAGCAAUAAUUAAGCAUGAGGAAGCAAUGAGGAUUCACAGUCUGUGUCGGAUUCUGAGGAAGAUGGAUAUCCUGCAGGAGGUGCUAGCUGUUGUCCACAAACGAUCACUGAAGAAGUACUCUGAAAUCGAUCAUGAGGAUGACUUUUUUGAUACUGUUGAAGCUCCAGAAAUUCAUCCAAAAACACAGCAGAAACCAGAAAUUAAAACUCCAAACUUCUCCAAGGUGAAAGUCACAGAUAUUUUUCACAGAUUGGGGCCUUUGUCAGUUUUCUCUGCCAAGAACCGGUGGACCCCAGCUAGAGAAGUUCACCUUAAGAAAAGUGAAAAAGGAUUUGGAUUCACUCUGCGUGGAGAUUCACCUGUCCUUAUCGCAGGAGUUGUACCUGAUGGCUCUGCAGAUGAAGCUGGUCUCCGAGAAGGAGACUAUCUUGUGUCAGUGAAUGAACAGGAUUGCAAAUGGUCCAAGCACACUGAUGUAGUUCAGUUAUUGAAAAAUAUCAGCACAGACGGUGUCAGUAUUGGGGUGAUAACUCUGAUUACCUCUGAGCAACAGAACAAUCAAGCUGACAGAAAAUCACUUCUAGGUACAAUGUCCUCAGCAAGCAUCUUCUCUGGGAAUGAUAAGGAGAACAGUAGGAAAAUUGCUGAUUCUAGCAAGAGUCCAGGCUUGCUUCUCACCUGGAACAAGAAGAAGAAUUCAAGCAAAGAUGGCAGCACUCACAGCUUGCCCUUCAUUGCUGUAACAGAUGAUGGAUCAUUCUACUGAAAAGUCUUAUCAGUCCUAACUUAUGAGAAUUAUUUACUAGUUCCACAAACAUAUCCAUCUCAAUUAAGAAUGAGAAUUAUUUACUAGCUCCACAAACAUAUCCAUCUCAACUAAGGAUGCAGAAUGGUUCUUUAGAAGUUCAUCUCACUUGAAGCCCUAUCAAUCAUGCACUACAAGAUGUAUUAUCACUCAGCUCCUUUCAUAGGGGAGGCAGUGGCAUAGCGGUAAUGUCACUGGACUAGUAGCUCAGAGGCCUAGAUAAUGCUCUGGGGAUGAGAGUUUAAAUUUUAUAUUGGCAGCUGGUGGAAUUUAAAUUCAAUCAAUUAAUAAAUCUGGAAUCAGUAAUGGUAAUCAUUGAUUGUCAUGAAAACCCAUCUGGUUCACUAGUGCCACCCUUACCACCUCUGGCCCAGAUGUGACUCCAGAACCGCAGCAACGUGGUUGAUUCUUAAAUGUCCUCUGAAAUGGCCUAGCAAGUCACUCAGAUAUGCUAAGCUGCUAUAAAGUCUUUGUUGAACUUGUAUUAAACUGUUUCUAUACUGGAAGACUUGUUUGUCAAAGAAAAUGGUAGUGGGGUGAAGUCAGACGCAACAAAUCGGGGCUUUGAUAUUUUGUUGUAGUUUCACUGCUGCCAGUUUAGUUAAAGUGGAAGGGCUUUCAAUGCUAGGCUUGAUGAAAGGUUUACCCAAAACAUUUGUCUUUCUCUUUAAGAUGCUGAAUGAUCUGCACAUUUCUAGCAUUUUGCAUUUCUACCAUAUAUACUCAAGUAAAGCAGAGUUUUUUAGAUCAAAUUUUUAGGCCAAAAAGUAGGGGGUCGACUUACACGUGAGUAAUAUUUUCGAAGGUUUGAAAUCCAUGUAUUUUGAAGGGACAACUGUUAUUUCGAAAAAUAUUUACCAAUUAUCUGUAAGCUAGGCCAUGCUUUUGGUAGGCUGAGCAGCAAUAGUCAUAACCUAGAUUUUUCUUGAGUACGAUGAGGGCAAAACCACACACAAUCGCCAUGUUCCACUUUAAAUCUACAAUUAAAGAUAUAUCUCUCACUUUAAUUUACGUUAAUUCUAUUGCCAUCCUCUCCCAUCGUCUCUUGUAGCAGAGGAUAAUGUACAUAAUCCAAAAGAAUUAGUACAUUCGACCAUAUGAGGAAAUUAAAAUUACAGGUAGUAACAGGUUAUUUAUCAUGUUGGCUGGUUUGGAGAGCAUAUUGGCAGAAGUACAGUUUCCGACCUGGCAACACUUGAUAGCAUCUGUUUUGCUGGCGUCCUGCCUCUGAAUGGAUUAAUAACUGACAGUAUUUUUUGUCUCAGAUAGCUUUAUAAGACGUAAUUUGGAGCAUGGUACCAGAGGAUAUGUGAUAAAGUGUAGGUAAUCUAAUGGUAUUGGUAGCAUGACUAUAACACCAGGGAAUUAUAGUUACUGGUUUACACAAUUUUAGUGUAGCAUCGUACAACAAAAAACAUGAAAAAAACUUGUUCUACUAUCCCUUAAAAAAUAAGAUUGACCUGUACACGAGAUAUGAUUUGGCUAAAAGUGAAGGGUCGACUUUUAUACGAGAUCAACUAUUACUUGAGAAUAUAUGGUAAUUGAGCUUUUCCUCACUGGAUGAGAGUUUAUUAACUAUUUUUAACUCAUUGUUAAUAAAUGACCAUUUCAAGCUGUUGUUUAUCAGAUCUCCCAUCAUGACAGGCCUUAUCUUGCUUAAUUUUAUGCUUACCAGGAGCUUAUGCUUUUCCCCUUCAGCCAAAGUUUUAUUUUUGUCCUGUGAAUAGUUUGUUCAUAGCUUGUUGUGAUCUGUCUUCAACAAAAACAGUGGUGAUCUAGCAGAUUAUCAGAAGGCAAUAUUUUAUUUAAAAUAGUAUUAACCUGCCUCAGGACAAAUGGUACACUAGAGGUUCAAGAUCCUUCUGUCUUGUCCCACGGGUUUCAGUAUUACUUUCUACCCUGUAAGGCAUUUAAUUUGUGUUCGCUUAUUCUAACUGUUCUCUUGGUUUGAUCCUUCAUAUAAUCUGCAAGUUGGAACCUGCCUACAGUGUCAUUUACUUUCCACCGCUUUCUCACUGAAAACAAAGCAAGUUAUAUUGCAUGUAUUAGGAAGUUGUGCUGGGUUUAGCUUGGUAGAAUUAAUUUAAUUUAUCCCUUGCUGCUGUCAUGUAGAGAUUAUCUCAAUGACAAAAACUUAAUAAAAAGCCCAAUUAGAUUUUAAUCUAGUUGCAAUUUUUCUUUAACAUUCUGUUUAUGGCCAAAUAAAUGGCUGUACUCAGAUCUGUGAAUAAGACAAAAGAAUCUUCAUCCUCCAUCUACCAUUGUCCCAGAGACUUGAAUCUUUGGCAUGAGUUCUAUCGAAAACGUAGUUUUUUAAAAUAUACUAAAUUUAAUUAGCUGUUCCUGCAAAUGUUUUGGGUGGAUGAAACUGCACACUAUAAAUUUUAACAGCUGUUGAGCAUCAUGAUACUGUAAAUUCAUGCAUAAUGGCUAAUAGCAGAGCCUAAAGCAUUAAGCCUGUGGAAUUUUGGGUUUGGGCAGGGUUCAGGCUACAUUCUAAACUGAAUCUUUAACUGCCUCCCCUAUCUUAUAUAAUUAAAUUUCAACUUUAAAACUGGCAGCAAUUAGAAGUCUGACAUUCAGUACAGAGAUUCACUGAAAUGUGUCACCUCUUUGUUUUCAAUGUGAGAAAAUGUAGCACUUAUUUGUCUGUUUUUUUAAAGAAAUCAUUUUUUUGUAGGUGCUAGUCCUUUGCCACUGGAUGAAACUAACUGUAGGUGACACUUUGGAAAAAGUUAAUUCAUGGGUGACUAACUUGCCAUUGGAAAAGCAUGUGAGGAAUUUAUUUGUGUCAUGUCCAUUCUCUAUAUUCAGGCACAAUUAUCUGUGUUUUUGUAAGAAAAAUUUCAUAGUCACUCUCAGUGCUGCUGUACAGCAACAUAAACUAACUGUCCAGUUGAAUGAGUUUUAUCUCCUGAAGAACAGUUUGACCAGUUCAGUUUGCUGGAGGAACAAGGAGUCAGUUAGAAAAUGUCUGCUUUUAUAUUCACAGCUUCUCAUGCAUACAUGAUUGAGUUGAACAACAUAAAAUUCUAUAAGUAAAAAAGCAUAACUGUGGAAAAAAAGAAAAAUGUAACAUUUAUGUGGCGCAUUUCAGAACUGCAGGGCAUCCUAAAGCGCUUUACAACCCAUGAACCACUUUGGAAGUAUAGUCACUGCUGUAAUGUAGGAAACAUGGGCAGGUACUAUCAUGGAAUUUGCAGUUUCUGAAUGGAUUAAAAAUUAUACCUGGUAUUUCAUAUAAAACCAUAUAUUCAUAUGGUUUAUAUGGGUCAGUGCCAGUAGCACAAUGUAGUUACCUAAUGAACCAUUAUUACUUUAGAGCAGAGCUGGCAAUCUAGGAACAAUCCAGCAACUUACAAGGUUACUUAGACAGUACCUUCUUUCCCUGAAACUUUACUGGUAAGAUGGACAAAAUCAGGAAUGUUUUGGGAACAGCAGCAUCUUUUGUUCUACCCUAUUCUGACUGGAGAUAUAUCACUUCUUUUUCAUUGUUCCUUGGUCAACAAUCUGGAAAUCUCUACCUAAUGUUAUUGUAUAGCACCAUCACAACAAGAAUUGGAGCAAUUAAGGAAGAUGGCCCAUCAAUAUCUUCUCAGGAUAACUAGUGACAGGCAAUAAAUGCAAUCUUGCUGGUGCCAGCCACGGUCUGUGAAUAAAUAAAAAAUUUUUGAAACAAUAACUGAAAGAGUAGAAAAGUGUAGCAUAAGGGAUAAACUAUUGUAAAAGCUGUUAUCCUAAUAACGCAUUUUUCAUGAAUUUCUAAGAUUCUGUUUUAUACUUUUACCCAUUCUUGCCCGUUUGCCAUAGACCAUGAUAUUACUGAGAAAAUUUGUGAAAUAUACUGCCUGAUCCCAUUAUGGUAGUUUGAAGAUAUUUGAAUGACUUGUAAUGACUAGCCUAGCAGUUUAUUUAAAUAAGUCAUCCUUACCACCCCCAGCCUGCCUUAUGAUGUUUGCAAACUUGUCUCUGCUGACCACUUUUCUGUGGAAGAAGCAGCUCAGAUCAGGAGUCUUUCCAUUCAAUGCCCCAGUGGGUUAAAACAAACAAUUGUACCAGCUGCACUCUGUCUAAAACAGGUGAGUCCUUGCUAGAUAUGAGUGAUAAUAUCUUCCAAAGCAUACUUGGUUAAGAGAUUUAGUGCCAGGCUGAAUGCUAAUCUGAAAUUUGUAUGAAAAGUUUCAGGAAAAUUAUCUUUUUUUCACAACUACAUCUGAUUUCACAAAUGAAUUUAUUUGCGUAAAUGUUUUCAAUCAACAUUUCCUUGGUGUAUGAGAGGUUCAUUCAUCCCCUGUCUUGGAAGAAAAAAUUCGGAGCAAUGGUUGGCUACCAUUUUCAUAUCCCAUGCAUUAACAGCUGAUAUUUCAGCAAUCAACAGUUGCUACCAGCAUUCUGAAUUCUGCCCUACAGUGCAAACUGAGUGAAUUCAGAGCAACAGAAGCAAUUUUAAACGUAGAAGCAAGUUAUCAAAGUAAUUGAGUUCUGAGUGGAUAUGCAGUUAUUUCAGGACAUAGCUUUUUUUCCGUCCAUUUUGUUUACUAUUUUUUAAAAAAAGGUUUCCAUUACAAUAAACAUGCAGCAAUUUUGUAAAAUUAUUUUAAAAUUAAGACUAUAGCAGAACUAAAAGGUUAUUGGUUAAUAUUGUGGCAGUGUAGAAGUUAGGCACUGUCACUUUAGAAAAAAAACAAAAAAACUGCGGAUGCUGGAAAUCCAAAACAAA
Messenger RNA from Carcharodon carcharias (great white shark), 6814 nucleotides. It is a transcript of the gene rhpn1, whose product is annotated as rhophilin, Rho GTPase binding protein 1. Gene Ontology annotation, biological process: signal transduction; negative regulation of stress fiber assembly. Bases 61 to 2055 code for a protein of 664 amino acids. The transcript is spliced from 15 exons. Lineage: Eukaryota; Metazoa; Chordata; Chondrichthyes; Lamniformes; Lamnidae. Gene Ontology annotation, molecular function: protein binding. The record is from RefSeq and is a predicted model, not a curated record.